Molecule: messenger RNA, 2721 nt
Organism: Cornus florida
Lineage: Eukaryota; Viridiplantae; Streptophyta; Magnoliopsida; Cornales; Cornaceae
Product: zinc finger CCCH domain-containing protein 66-like
Exons: 2
Coding region: 237-2369 (710 amino acids)
Molecular function (GO): protein binding; metal ion binding
Source: RefSeq, a predicted model, not a curated record
GGAGAGAGCGCUACCUUCGACCUCAUCAAGCUGCUCUUUUUGACCGAACGAAACAAGGAAGGAAAAGUCUCUCUCUUUCCCAUCCUUUUAACUCCCUUUCUCUCUCUAGCUUUCCCUCUCAUAGUCCGGACGUGUGUGGUUAUAUCAUAACGGAGUCAAGUUCUGUUCUUUUUCUCUGCGCAAACCCAAUUCUAAGCUCUUGUUUCUUUUUCAAGGUAUCAAGAAAAGAGCUUUCCAUGUGUAGUGGUUCCAAGAGGAAACUCUGCCCAACUGAAUCAAUCAUGGUGGGGGAUAUAUUUCAAAAGCAAGAGGGGGGUUUUGAUAAUUUUUCAAUUUUGCUCGAAAUAACGGCCUUGGAUGAUCUGAUUGGGUUUAAAACUAAGGUGGAAGUGGAGGGUCAUGAUGUUGAUGAGUCAGGCUUAUGGUAUGGUAGGAGAAUUGGUUCAAAGAAGAUGGGAUUUGAAGAGAGGACACCUCUCAUGAUUGCUGCCAUGUUUGGUUGCAAAAAAGUUUUGAGUCACAUACUAGAAACCGGUCGUGUGGAUGUUAACAGGGCUUGUGGUUCGGAUGGGGCCACUGCCCUCCACUGUGCCGUUGCUGGUGGAUCCGUUUCUUCACCAGAUACUGUCAAGCUCUUGCUUGAUGCUUCUGCCGAUACGAAUUCUGUUGAUGCUAAUGGGAACCGGCCUGCUGACCUGAUUGCUCUUACUUUUUGUUCAUUUCAUUCAACAAGGAAGAGUCUGGAGCUCCUGCUAAAAGGAAGGAGUGAUUUUGGAGAAGCAAGCGACUCGACUGACCAGUUUAUUGAUCAUAAGGAAGAUCAACAUGAUCAACAGAUUUCAACAUCUCCGGUCUCAAAAAGUGGGACUGAGAAGAAAGAGUAUCCUGUGGAUCUCUCUCUUCCAGACAUAAAGAAUGGGAUAUAUGGGACAGAUGAGUUUAGAAUGUAUAUGUUCAAGGUGAAGCCUUGCUCAAGGGCCUACUCUCAUGACUGGACAGAAUGUCCCUUUGUCCACCCGGGGGAAAAUGCAAGAAGGCGUGAUCCACGUAAAUACCAUUAUAGCUGUGUCCCCUGCCCAGAAUUCCGAAAGGGGGCUUGCCGGCAGGGUGAUGCCUGUGAGUAUGCACAUGGAAUUUUUGAGUGCUGGCUUCAUCCUGCCCAGUAUAAGACCCGUCUAUGCAAGGAUGAGACAGGCUGCGCCAGAAAGGUGUGUUUCUUUGCUCACAAGCCGGAAGAACUUCGCCCUUUGUAUGCUUCAACAGGGUCGGCAGUUCCUUCUCCUAGAUCAUUCUCAAACAGUUCUUCACUCGAUAUUGCAUCCAUAAGCCCACUAGUCCUCGGUUCUCCAUCUUCUCUGAUGACUCCCACUUCAACACCCCCCAUGACUCCCUCAGGAGCUUCUUCUCCAAUGGGUGCUUCCAUGUGGCGGAACCAGGCUGACAUCGGGCCCCCUACCCUGCAGCUUCAGGGUAGCAGGUUGAAAACUGCUUUAAAUGCUAGGGAUAUUAAUUUAGAUGCUGAAUUACUUGGGCUUGAAAGUCAUCGUUUCCGGCAGCAGCAGUUGAUGGACGAGAUGUCAAGUCUUUCCUACCGGACGAGCUGGGAUAAUACCUUGGCCUCCGCUGCGGGUUUUGCUGGCACCUCUGGUGACCGAAGCGGGGAAUUGAAUAGGCUUGGUGCUGUAAAGCCUACUAACCUUGAUGAUAUUUUUGGAUCCAUGGAUCCUGCAAUUUUGCGUCACUUACAGGGACUUUCGCUGGAUUCCACUGCAGCACAGGUGCAGUCUCCAAUUGGGAUGCAGAUGCACCAGAACAUGAACCAGCAGCUCCGCUCGAGCUACCCUGCCGGUCUCUCCUCCUCUCCUGUGAGGUCAUCACCGUCAUUGGGAAUGGAUCCAUCCGGGGCAGCAGCUGCAGCAGUUUUGAAUUCAAGGUCAGCUGCCUUUGCAAAGCGGAGCCAGAGCUUCAUUGAUCGGAGCUCUGUGAACUCUUAUUCCGGGCUUUCUUCACCCGCUGCUUCUGCAAAUGUAGUUCCUUCUUCACUUUCGGGUUGGGGCUCCCCUGAUGGCAAAUUGGACUGGGGUAUCCAGAAAGAAGAGAUUAACAAAUUGAGAAAAUCUGCGUCUUUUGGGUUCCGAAGCAGUGGCAGUAGUUUUCCUGCACGUGCUUCCUCGAUGAUGGCCAAUGUUGAGGAGCCAGAUGCGCCUUGGGUUCAGUCCGGGGUAAAAGAUGCAGAACAUGAACAUUCCGGGCCAUCUAAUUUUGAAGAGGAGCAGCAUCAGCAGUGUCAUUUGAACAGUGGAGGUACGGAGAUGAUCCCACCAUGGGUGGAACAAUUGUACAUGGAGCAGGAGCAGAUGGUUGCUUAAAAGCAAUGUUAGCCCCACAUUGGCUCCUUGUUUAACCUUUUAACAAGUUCUUUUUGCCAUUUUUUGAAUUUUUAUUCGUAUCACCAUAUAAAGUAGGUGGAAGAAAAUGGAGAAAAGUGAAGAGAGAACAUACUCGAAUGGAGAUUACAAGGAAGUUGGGCCGGAUGAAAUGAUUCUGCUCAUACCAUUAUUAGGCUCUUUAAAUUAAUAAAAUUCAUUUCUUAUCUUAUCUUAUUAUUGCCCUGUACUACAAGCUGUGAAAUGUUUGAUUACUUAAUUAUGUUUUCUAUAUUAAUGUGAAGGUAUUUUAUCUUCUGAUCAAUGAUAUAUUGUAUUUUCUCGUGUUUGAAAA